AUGCAGCGAGCUCUAUUCACUGAGGAAGAGAUCCAGCUAGCAGCAGAGCGUCGCCGGAAAUACAUAGGAACUACCAAAGUCAGUAUCAGUCAUAUACUAUUCAAUCCUCCAUUACCACAGGAUCUUGACCUAAAGAACUUGGACCAGCUCCGUGAGAUCUUUUAUAAAAACCGCUGCCACCAACUCAAUGUGGAUAAUCACAUCCCUAUAAUUAUGUCCCAGGGAGAUCUCGCUGGUGCCCUAUGGAAUAUGAAUGUUUCACAGCGAGCACUACUGACUAAUGAUCCUCACCAACUUCCGCAACUACAGUUCAUGGCUGGACAGUUACAGGCGCUUCAUGGACAUCAUUAG
This is a messenger RNA of Aspergillus novofumigatus IBT 16806, 351 nucleotides long. RefSeq lists its product as uncharacterized. The transcript has a single exon. Lineage: Eukaryota; Fungi; Ascomycota; Eurotiomycetes; Eurotiales; Aspergillaceae. The record is from RefSeq and is a predicted model, not a curated record. Bases 1 to 351 code for a protein of 116 amino acids.